UGGGGUAGGGCGGGGAGGGAUGAGUGGGUGGAGCAGAACAAUAAAUAUAAGAUCUCAGCCUCCCGCUUCCCGCUUCCCGCUGCACUUCCGCGACCCUGCCAGCCAUGCCGCCCUACACCAUCGUUUACUUCCCGGCCCGAGGGCGCUGUGAGGCCCUGCGCAUGCUGCUGGCAGACCAGGGCCAAAGCUGGAAGGAGGAGGUUGUGACCAAGGAGACUUGGCAGCAGGGCUCUCUCAAGGCCUCCUGUCUGUUUGGGCAGCUCCCCAAGUUCCAGGAUGGAGACCUCACCCUGUACCAGUCCAAUGCCAUGCUGCGUCACCUGGGGCGUGCCCUCGGGCUGUAUGGCAAAGACCAGCUGGAGGCGGCGCUGGUGGACAUGAUAAAUGAUGGGGUGGAGGACCAUCGCAAGCGGUGUAGCUACCUCAUCCACCAUAACUAUCUGGAAUAUUCCCAUUCGCAGGAGGAGGGCAAAGCCAAGUAUGUUCAGGAGCUGCCGGGGCACCUGAGGCCUUUUGAGACCCUAUUGGCCCAGAACCGGGGGGGCCAGGCCUUCAUCGUGGGUGACCAGAUCUCCUUUGCUGACUACAACCUGCUGGACUUGCUGCUGGCCCACCAGGCCCUGGUGCCUGGCUGUCUGGACAGCUUCCCCAUGCUCUCAGCCUAUGUGGCGCGCCUUAGUGCCCGGCCCAAGCUCGAGGCCUUCCUGGCCUCCCCUGAGCACAUAAACCGCCCCAUCUUUGGAGGCCUCCAGAUAUGAACCCACUUGGCCUCCCUCCCAAGAGAGGGGCGGUCCUUGGAAACAAAUAAAAACUGAGAAAAAGA
Molecule: messenger RNA, 823 nt
Organism: Nycticebus coucang (slow loris)
Lineage: Eukaryota; Metazoa; Chordata; Mammalia; Primates; Lorisidae
Product: glutathione S-transferase P-like
Exons: 7
Coding region: 105-758 (217 amino acids)
Biological process (GO): glutathione metabolic process
Cellular component (GO): cytosol
Molecular function (GO): glutathione transferase activity
Source: RefSeq, a predicted model, not a curated record